Paramuricea clavata is the source of this 1496-nucleotide messenger RNA. The record is from the annotation of a GenBank genome assembly. NCBI's taxonomy places the organism in Eukaryota, Metazoa, Cnidaria, Anthozoa, Malacalcyonacea, Plexauridae.
AUGCUGUCCGAGAGAUCAUUAGCUGACGUCAUAUGUGGAAUUUGUGGGACUGUCAGUCAAGUGUAUUUUGGAGAUGGAAACGAAAAGAACUGCUGUAGUGUUGAUGCGGUAAGUUCAUUAUUAAAAAAUGUUUUGUUUGCCAUGUUUAUUGUAAAACGUUACUCUGGUUUGCAAUCAUUUUAUAAUCAUGAUUCCUUUUAAUAUUAAAGCACAUGUGUCCUGCGACUGCGGGUUUUGGCUUGAAUUGUUGUUGGAUCUGUAUAGGUACUUACACAAAAGUGCUGCCAAACAACAUUGCAAUUUUGAUCUGCCAAUUGGUCCCAAUUGAUUGUGCAAUUUGCGGUGGCUUUUUACAAAAUGACUUAAAAUAUUCGGCAAAAGUUUCCUUUUUUAUAGUGUCUAAAGGUAACUAAUUGUUGCACUUCCCUUCUGAUAUCUUUUGGUCGAAACAUUUUAUUGAUGAGACUACAAAUAAAUGUUUCGACAAAAUAUUUCUAUAAGAUUGGCAACUGAAACAAUACAAUAGAUAACCAACUGUAAAAGGGCCAUAUAGCACCAAGCAGGCACUUUGCCCUCAAACGAGUGUCUUGUUAUUUAUAUAUAUAGAUAAAGUAUGAAGAUGAUAAAAGUGAUGAUCAUCUAAGUAUGCCGACGACUCUUGAGGACUUUAUUUCCAGUCUGAAAGAUAUAUGUAUUGAGAAGAUCAUCUUUACAUCUUCAAAUCUUACACCAAAAGUAGAAGCAUCAAAAGUACCACCAAUAAUUGCGCCAAGUCUGAGGGGAGAACGUGUUUAUAAUACUGAACUUCAGAAGAAAAGUGUAUAUCUGGGAAACAAAAUUUUAAAGAAAGAUGAAAUAAAUGGUAUGUCUUUUUGUACAUGAAUGCUUUGCAAACAAAUUAAAUGUGAAGUAGAAGCAUCAAAAGUACCACCAAUAAUUGCGCCAAGUCUGAGGGGAGAACGUGUUUAUAAUACUGAACUUCAGAAGAAAAGUGUGUAUCUGCGAAACAAAAUUUUAAAGAAAGAUGAAAUAAAUGGUAUGUCUUUUUGUACAUGAAUGCUUUGCAAACAAAUUAAAUGUGAAGUAGAAGCAUCAAAAGUACCACCAAUAAUUGCGCCAAGUCUGAGGGGAGAACGUGUUUAUAAUACUGAACUUCAGAAGAAAAGUGUGUAUCUGCGAAACAAAAUUUUAAAGAAAGAUGAAAUAAAUGGUAUGUCUUUUUGUACAUGAAUGCUUCGCAAACAAAUUAAAUGUGCAUGCAUAAGCAAAGCUUGUGUUGAGGGCAUCAAUAUCAAGGGCAAAUAGACCAUUUCUAAAUUUUGUUACGGCUUAAACAAAGAACACAUGCCAACAUUUGGAAUGGAUUUUCAAUGCUUCUCUUUCCAGGCGAUCCUUUACUGCUAUAUGAAAAAAUGCAAGAGUUAGAUCAUCGCUUGAGGCAAUGUCUGAUAGCAAAACCUUUCUCAUUGCAAAACCUUUCUCAUUGUCCAAGGUAA